Messenger RNA from Hylaeus anthracinus, 3569 nucleotides. Its product is annotated as RUN domain-containing protein 1. Bases 331 to 2079 code for a protein of 582 amino acids. The record is from RefSeq and is a predicted model, not a curated record. NCBI's taxonomy places the organism in Eukaryota, Metazoa, Arthropoda, Insecta, Hymenoptera, Colletidae. The transcript has 9 exons.
UGUGUGAUGUCCACUAGCGCCGCGUGGAUUUAUGUCUCCAACUAAAAACGUGAUUUCACUUUCCCGCAUCUGCGCUUGGCCACCCUGCCAGUGACGUUUCAGUCGUACAUACACGUGCGCAGAAGUUAAUUAAUGGAUUAAACGUGACGAAAAGGUGGAAGACCGAACGUUGAGAUGUGCUGUGACAAGAAUACAAUUUUUGAUGUAUAGAGAUGAAGAGUUCGAGACGCGUUACAGCGUUCGACUGCAUUUAACAGGACUCGGAACAAGGGAAUCGAUAAAUGUGAGUUCGAAUUGUAGAAGAAAGUCCAGACCGUAAACGAGAAGAAAAUGAGUGCUGGCGAACAUAAGGGUUGCGAGAUCGAAGAUAUCGAAAAUUCGGAUGAAAGUGACAGACCAUCUGGGGAAAGAUGGGCGCCAGUUGGAGCGAACGACGGUGACAAUGAUUUCGCCUACGAAUAUAAAUAUGUCGAUAAUAUGGAGAAUUUGUCCUAUGACAUGGAAAGGCUAAAAGUGCUCGAAGAGGAGCAAGAGAUGCUUAAUUCGUCCCUUAUAGCACUAACUACUCAUUUUGCCCAGGUUCAGUUUCGUUUACGACAGAUCGUGGAUGCACCUGCUAAUGAAAAAGAAACAUUGCUCAAAGAAUUAGAAGAGUUUGCUUUUAGAGGGAUUCCUGAUGUUCCAAAUGAUUUGUCACUCGAUAGUAGAUCAAUUACACCAACUUCUCCAAUAUCCUGCAAGCAAAGCAUAUCUGGGGUAAUUAAUGAUGUUGAUGUUGAAUCUAAAAUGGCACUGCAAAGAACAAAACAGAAAGAACUGAUUUGUCAGCUAAAAUCUCAAUUAGAGGACCUAGAGAAAUAUGCCUAUGAAACUGGUGAUGCAGAUUUACCGCAAAGCAUGAUAUUAGAAAGACAGAGUAUCAUAAUCAAUCAUUUAAAAGAAAAGUUAAAUUUUAACAUUGACGACCUCUGUAAAUUACCAGUUGACGAUUUAAGAUGGCAAGUAGAUUAUGCUAUAAGUCAGAUCGUUAGUCCUUUAAAAAUGAAAGAACAACUAGUUUCUCAAUUGAAAACACAAAUUACAGAUUUAGAACGCUUUAUAAAUUACCUGCAGGGAGAAGUUAGUACAGAAACUUUGGCGUGUACUUGUGCUUGUCCAAUACACAGUAGCGGUUCUGCAUCUUCUACUUCGUAUGCUAAGAAAGCAUUUAAUAGGAAACCAAUAGAGGAAGAAAGCACAACUAAAACUCUUAACACUGUUAAGAAGGUUGUGGCUCUGUUGCACAUGUUCUUAGUGUCUCAAUUAGGAUGCGGUAGCGAACGGGUGCGAAGGAACUUCAAGAAAAAUUCUUUACAUAAUUGGCGUGAUAUAAGAACAAGAUUAGAUAUUGCAGUUGAACACGUCAUAGAGACUAUCGCAGACAGUGAACGUCAUCCAGAAGACGAUGAUAACGAAAAUGAUUACGCUUCGGAUUCAGAUUCCACGUCGCAUUGUAACGCCAGAGUAACGUCUGCUGUAAGGAAGCACCUAGCAACUUCCAUACGUGAUUUAAUGCAACAUGGUUUAAUGUCUGAUGUGCGUUCUAAUAGCGUAGUGCCAUUUGUGGGUUGUUUUCCCCAAAGAAAUUCUUCUACUACUAAUUUAAUGCAUGCAUGGGAAUUAAUAUUGAAAUAUUAUGAAAUUAAAAAUGGUCAUCGUUACAAUUCUAGUCCAGCACAGAAAUUAUCCCAAAGUUUUAACCUAGAUCUUGCUGGUGGAAGAAUGAUAUCUUCCAAACAGAGCUUACUAACAACUAUUGGAAACAUUAUUGCUUCGCAUAGUCCAUACAAAAGAAGCUAUGAUUCCCAUUUUAAAGCAUUUAUAUGUGCAUCCUUAAAUGCUAACAAGCUUGUUACUUGGUUGAAACUUAUCCUGCAAUGUCAGUAUCUUCUUGAAAAUCAUUAUAUGUCCUGGAGUUAUGUUGUAAAAACAGGUUUCCAAGAUGCUUUUCAUACUCUCGACCGUCUUACCAGCUACAAAUUUGAUUUACCAGUUGAUCUGGCCGUAAGACAAUUUCAAAAUAUAAAAGAUGCAUUUUGAUCGCAAAGCGAAUCAACGUUCACAUUUAAGCGAGCAUGUAGGUAGACACUUUUAAUAAGCGAAGUACUCGAGAUACCAAAUAUUGCAAACAAGUAAAUAAGAAACAGUAUAUUUUAACCUUAUGUUGACGUUAUAAAAAUGUAUUUAUUACCUUUUAUUGUUUCAAAAUAUUCUUUAGUAAAAAACAUUACUUUCUCAUUCCCUGAGUACACGUUAGUAAAAGUUUGUUAUAUCGCGAUAAUGUAACUCUAAUGAUUUGAAGUAUCAGUAUUUCGGAGCUUCUCAGAGUUUGGAUUUUAAAUUAUUUUAUUGUGAGAACGUAAAGUAUUAUCGUUCUAUAAAAUCUGAAAGAAGAUAAUUUGUUGUGUACGGAGAUUCAAUGGCGAACUUAUAAUAUAUAUAACGUACAGCACAGGUAUAAAUGCAAUGCUGCCUGAUAUAAGGACUGAAAUAUAUUAUGUACCUAGUUAUUUUGAAGUACAUUUUCGGAUAUUGCACGUCUUCGAUAAAAUAGUACAUCUGCGAUACUAAAGGUUUUAUUUAUACCUUUUAAAAAAUAGUCUCGUAAAUUUAAAUCAAGUUUAUACAACUGAAAAGAACGAUUUUCACUGUGAUGAAGAUUAAUGAGAGUAUAAUACUGAAUUUUUUCAUAGUAACGGUAAUGAAAGUCUUGUUAUUCUUUACUAGAAAAUCAAUUGAAACCAAAGAAUCAAUCUCUUUUUUUCUUUUUAGUAUAUUAUUCUAUAAUCGAAAUGAGUAUAUUUUUUUUACUUUAUAGUUUGAGCACCAUAAGUAGAGUUAGUGAACGAAUAAUUUCGCAGUAACAUAUCAUUCAAACAGUAGCUAAGUCUAAUAACAUAUACCAAUGUAUGCCAUGAGUAAACUUUGAUGUUGUAAUAUAUUGUCAACAUUUUAUCUUGGUUAUGUUUUGUAGAACUUUAUAAUUGAUACGUGUAUUUAUUUACACAGUUAUAUGCACAUAUUGUUCAUAUAUUGAUAUAAUUGUGUAAGUAAAACUUUAGUUAGCCAUAAUUGGUAAAAGAAAAGUUUAAAACAGAUUAUAUUUGAUCUUGUUUUACUGUACAGUGAACCGAACAAACUUGUAUAAACCGUUAAAUUCGUCUAUGCAGUUACAAGUAUGAAUAUUAUAAAUAUUAUAAAUAUUUCUUUCAAUGGUACAACACAUGCUUCUAAUUUUAUGACUAUUGAAUUACACCACUUGAGAAAAAGCAUACAGGUUCCAGACUCUACAUAUAUAAUAAUAGAACACAUGUAUUAUUUUUAAAUAGUUAACAAUUUACCGAAUAUAUAUAUAUAUACAUACAGUUACAUGCAACCAUUGUAUCGCGUGUAUGAUACAUCACAUGUAAGAUAGUUUUAAGGAAAAGUCAAAUGUAUUAUACAAUAUAAAUAUCUGCUUUUUAUAUACGUAAUAAUUUGACAUUAGUUUAUUGAGAAAAGAUAUGCAAAAAUAUAUUUAUGAAACAACA